AUGAGUUUUGCACGGCUUCUUGUUGAUAUUGAGCCAGAUUUUGUUUCUUCUUUUCGAGGAGUCGACCAUGAGAGUACCUUUCCCACUUUGGAAGUCGUGAAACGGAAAUGGUACUCCUUCUUGUUUGGAGUGAUCACUUACUUGAUAUUUGAGAAGAAGUUGGUUGAUAUGGUGCUUCAGUAUUGGCCCAUCUGGAGAGAUUUUGGUAUAUUUUCGUGGUUUUUUACCAAGAAGAAGGUCCCGUUAGCCCCAAGCAGCAUUGCCAUGGUUGCUUCUUUAACGCCAAAUGAAGGCGGCCAGCCUGUCGAACCGAUAGCUUAUUUGGAUGCCAACAGAAUAAUGCAGUUUCCCGAUCCAGAAGAAAAGAAACGCUACGAGAACGCCAUGGCUGAGUUUGAUAAGCAGACAGCGCUCCAUAUGGCUCAGGAAAAGGCCCGUUUGGCGGCAGAACUUACCUACCUUGUGCAGUGGUCCUGGGAACUUGGCACGGUUGGCACGGUUUGCUUCUUUAUCCCGGAUCCAGCCAAAACGGUCGAUUAUGAAGCCAUUAAGGAGGCGUUGAGCGAAGGAAGGAGGGGCAUUGUUACUGUCGUGACAGGUGCACAGAAUAUUCAGGAACUUGACGUGGGGAGUGAGGACAGAGAAGCAGAUGCUGUUGAUGGCGUUAAAAACAUGAAAGUUUACAUUGCAAACCAGCUGGCGUUUCCUUUAAGCGAGACUUUUGAUCUUAUCAUAUCCACCUCCACGACGUCCCCUAUGGUCAGCCUUCAAGCUCCGCCGCUAGGUAAAAGUACAUUCCCAGGAGGACCCUUGAGCCGAGGAUUCAAAACGCUACACAACAGAACCUUUGAAGAAGCCAAAAAGGACGACAAACCGAAGGCUGCCGAGAACACCUCACCUGGUGAAGAUGGCAAGCCUUCUGAUAAGGAUACGAAGGUUGCCAGUCCAGACUCCGCCUCGCUCUUCAACUUCUCAAACCCAGUCGUUGUACCACCAGUUAAUCCCGAGCAACAGACCCCUGAAGUGGAUGAAGAAAGCGCUGAUGACUUCCUUACUACUAUUUUCGAAAACAUGGAGCCAUAUAUUGAUACCUUUGACGUCUACAAGCAACUCACGCGAGCAGGUUUCACUCCGGAGCAAAGCGAUGAAGUCAUCAACCUACUCAUCGUUCAGCUUAAUUCCAAACUACUGAAGCUUUCUACCAAAUAUUCACAGGAGUACGAGCUCGAGAAUGAGCGGUACCUAUUCGAGAGUGCCCAGCAAGAGCUCAAUGUGGAUAUCACCCGUAAUCGUGAGAACCAUAUUAACGAGCUGAUUAACCAAAUCAACGUGUUAGAGCGUGACUUUGGUACUAUUCGAGAUGAACUUAAUAACCACUUCAUUCAGAUGAAGAACGAUAUCCAGGUUGCUAUCAACGACCAGAAAUCCGAAAAUACUCUUAUGAGCAAGAAUAUCAUGCUACGCAUCAAAGAAACGAACCACAAAAUCACUACAGACUUCACAAUGGCCAUGAGGUCGGAGAUUGAAGGGUUACGUUGGCAUUUGUCUCGGUGGGGUUUAAUUGCCAUCUUGGUGUCUGUCUUUUCGACUUGCGCUUCUUUCUACAUAUACAGAAUCCGGAGUUUUAGAAAGGAUGCGGAAAAGAAUGAGUUCGUUCCUUUGGUCAUCUACGAACCUAGCGAAUACGACGAAGACGACUUCCACGCUGAUUUGGACCCAAACAACUCAGAAGGAAACGAGUGCAAGCCUCAAGCAUGCGCAAUCCAGGAUUGUUUGCAGAGCAACGGGUAUAACGAGUCCAAGUGUACGAAAGUCAUUGACGAAUUGUACAAGUGCUGCAAAGAGUUCUACGAGAAGAACGGACCGGAAGCUCAAAGCGUGUGCUGCCCCAAGUUCAACUUGUUACAAACAAAGCUCAAGCAGAGGCUGUUGGGCAAGAUAGAUGCCGAAUUGAUCAAAUAG
Messenger RNA from Candidozyma haemuli, 1962 nucleotides. Its product is annotated as Cx9C domain-containing protein-containing protein 4, mitochondrial. The record is from RefSeq and is a predicted model, not a curated record. Gene Ontology annotation, cellular component: mitochondrion. Bases 1 to 1962 code for a protein of 653 amino acids. The transcript has 3 exons. NCBI's taxonomy places the organism in Eukaryota, Fungi, Ascomycota, Pichiomycetes, Serinales, Metschnikowiaceae.